AUGGCUUCUCUGGGUCUGCAGGUGUUGGGCAUCGCCCUCUCUAUCAUAGGAUGGCUGGGCACUUUGAUCACCUGUGCUCUCCCUAUGUGGAGGGUGACAGCCUUCAUCGGGAACAACAUCGUGGUGGCCCAGAUCGUUUGGGAAGGACUAUGGAUGAACUGCGUGGUGCAGAGCACAGGGCAGAUGCAGUGCAAGAUCUAUGACUCCAUGCUGGCCCUUCCUCAGGACCUCCAGGCAGCCAGAGCCCUGGUGGUCAUCGCCAUCAUUGUGGCCCUCCUGGGAGUGCUCAUGGCCAUCAUUGGAGGCAAGUGCACCAACUGCGUGGAAGAUGAGUCUGCCAAGGCUAAGGUCAUGAUCGUCGCUGGCAUCAUCUUCAUCCUGGCCGGAAUCCUCACCUUGAUCCCAGUGUCCUGGUCCGCCAACAACAUCAUCCGAGACUUCUACAAUCCUCUGGUGGUGGAAGCUCAGAAGAGAGAGCUGGGGGCAUCGCUGUACAUUGGCUGGGGGCGGCCGCUGCCUUGCUCCUCCUGGGCGGUGCCAUGCUGUGCUGCAACUGCCCACCAAGGGACCAGAAGCCUUACUCUGCCAAAUACUCCGCAGCACGAUCUGGACCAGCCAGCAACUACGUGUAAUCAGCCCUACGGGGACGCCGACUGCCUUGUCCAGGAGCCAACGAAGGACACGAGGACUUUGAACCUUUAUUCACCAUCUACUUCAUUAUUGUUACAAACUUUGGAUUUGCCACAUAAGAUCAAUGGUGACUUUGGCUGUUUUUUUUUUUUUUUUUUUUUAAGACUGUGA
Molecule: messenger RNA, 801 nt
Organism: Staurois parvus
Lineage: Eukaryota; Metazoa; Chordata; Amphibia; Anura; Ranidae
Source: the annotation of a GenBank genome assembly